GAGAAAGACACGUGGGAAGAAAGGAGAGAGGGUAGAGAAAGAGAAUGCAAGAUUAAAGGAUCGAGAAGGAGCGAGAGUGAAUAAUGCCGUCUUCAAUAUCCUUGCAGCACUCUCUAUCAGCUACUAUUGCGUAUGGUUUCCGCUAUCGUACGCUUUUAAAACAGCACACCUUUUUAUCCUACGCCGCUCACCAACUUCAACGCCAAAAAUCUUCUACUUUACCCCUCUUCUCUUCAUCCUUUUGCCGGGUACCAAAUCUCCGUUUCUUCACGGGAAACUCUCUCUUCUCCCGAAUGGAGCAAUUUUGGAGUGGAAGUAGCGUUAAUAGAAACAAGGGAAUGAUUCAGCAGUUGCAAAGAUAUGGAGUCAUAAAAUCCCAUAAAGUAACAGAAAUAAUGGAAACUGUUGAUAGGGGUUUGUUUGUACCUGAUGGUACUCCGGCUUACGUUGAUAGCCCCAUGAGUAUAGGUUACAAUGCCACUAUCUCAGCACCUCACAUGCAUGCUAUGUGUCUUGAAUUACUGGAGGACAGGUUGCAGCCGGGCAUGCAUGCUCUUGAUGUCGGUUCAGGAACUGGGUAUCUCACAGCAUGUUUUGCUCUAAUGGUUGGACCACAAGGUCGAGCCGUGGGGGUGGAACAUAUACCUGAGUUGGUUACAUGGUCAAUCAAGAAUGUUGAAAAGAGUGCAGCAGCUCCUUUAUUAAAAGAAGGGUCCCUCUCAUUGCAUGUUGGUGAUGGGAGGAAGGGUUGGCCAGAGCACGCACCUUAUGAUGCUAUUCACGUUGGAGCAGCUGCAGCUGAUGUUCCACAGGAUCUCAUCGACCAGUUAAAGCCCGGGGGAAGGAUGGUGAUUCCAGUGGGUACUUUUUUCCAAGACCUCAAGGUUAUAGACAAGAAAUUGGAUGGUUCAAUAAGCGUUCGAAGUGAGACUUCUGUCCGUUACGUUCCACUGACUAGUCGAGAAGCGCAGAUUAAGGGCACUGACUAGUUCAGCACAGAUAAAGGGUCAAAUAAUGCUGGUUGCGUCUCGUAGUGGUGGUCUUAGUUCUCUGGCUUAUAAGUAUCUUUCGUUUUCUUGGCACUCCAGUUCGAUGUUUUGUACAGUGUCACCUCUCAGCCUGUAAAGAAUGAACGAUCUAAAUUGUUGUGGAUUUAAUUCCAUGCAUAUUCUCUCCUGCA
Molecule: messenger RNA, 1180 nt
Organism: Capsicum annuum
Lineage: Eukaryota; Viridiplantae; Streptophyta; Magnoliopsida; Solanales; Solanaceae
Product: protein-L-isoaspartate O-methyltransferase 1
Exons: 4
Coding region: 84-989 (301 amino acids)
Biological process (GO): protein modification process
Cellular component (GO): cytoplasm
Molecular function (GO): protein-L-isoaspartate (D-aspartate) O-methyltransferase activity
Source: RefSeq, a predicted model, not a curated record